AUGUCUAAGCAAGGAGACGACUGCUACUUCUAUUUCUAUUCCACCUGUAACAAGGGAGACAGCUGUUCCUUCCGCCACUGUGAGGCUGCUCUGGGCAAUGAGAGAGUGUGCAGGCUGUGGCGGGAGGGUCGCUGUUUCAGGACUAGCUGCAGGUUCAGACACAUGGAAGUCGAAAAAAAACGCAGUGAGAUUCCUUGCUACUGGGAGAAUCAACCAGCUGGCUGUCAAAAAUCCAACUGUGCGUUCCGUCACACGAAAGGACGUUAUGUCGACGGACGCUUCUUCCCGCCAAGCAAAACUACGCUUCCAAGUCCCCCUGAGUCUGCAGAAGAUGCUGUGAAAAUGGCUCAGGCGUCACUGCAGCAAAACAAACUUUCUGUCCAGUCAAAUCCCUCUCCGCAGCUGAGGGGGGUGAUGAUAGUGGAAAACUCUGAAAAGGUCCCAAGUCCUACGCAUCCUCCAGUUGUAAUCAAUGCUGCAGAUGAUGAUGAAGAUGGGUACUUUUUACUUCCUGAAGACCAGCUUUCUGAAGAAGGAGGUGAAACUAAAACAGUUGUCCAGCAACCGGCAACAGAAGCCCCUAGUGGAUCGCGGAUAAUUUCCACUAGGAAAUGCAGCGGUAAUACAAAGCAAGAGGACAAUUUAAAUUUUGGAAUAAAAACACUUGAAGAAAUCAAAUUGGAGAAACUAAAGGAAAAAACAAAAAAGGAGCCUGUGAUUCAACUGAACCUUGGCGAGAGGAUGGGAAAACGGAAAGCCUCCACAGCUGGUAAAAGUGUCCUUCCGCUAAAGCGCAACCUUGCUGACAGGCUGGGGAAGAAGACAGAGGUUCUGGAUAGUGCUGACAAAGCAGCAAAGAGAGGUACAGUUCAAGUCCCCAGGUCUCUGAAGGAGAGGCUAGGACUGUCCUCUGAGCAGACCAGUACAGAGACAGAUAAGAACUGGCUAUUAAAGAAGGCUGCUAAGCCAGCAGGAGAGAUCCAUGUGAAAACAGUGGAGGAAAUUCGACUUGAGAGAGCUCAUCGGAGACGAGGAGAACCUCAAGGGAAACCCCAGACUGAAGGACGUUGUAAAACAGAAGAUCCCAGCUCGGGGGCAAGACUUUCCCCUGCAGUUCGUGUGAAAACUUUCUCAGGAUCCCUGGCUGAAAAAAACCACAAGCGAUUGGAAGGAGAGAAGCGAAAACCAGAAGAGUUUCCUACCGAGACAAAAGUUGAGAGGAAACCCAAGAAGCAGAGCAUACUUGCUCCGUCUGUGCUCAGCCAAGUGCGCCCGGCAGAGCCGGCAGGUAAAGCCAAGCCAGCAGGAGAAGUGCGUGUUAAAACCUUGGAAGAAAUCAAGCGGGAGAAAGCUCUGCGGAUGCAGCAGAGUGGAGGAAAAGUGCCAGCUCCACCAGCACAACCUGAACCUGCCCCGACAGGGAGGAGGUUGUUACGGAUCACAAAGCUAAUAGCACCUGGAAGAGAAGAAAAGAAGAUAGUGGAAUUGAGCAAGCCUUUUCCCAAAGCUGUCUCUGCACCCGCAGAGAGUGCAACUAAUUCCAAAGUUCAAGUGAAGAGCCUUGAAGAGAUAAUGUGGGAGAAGCGGCAGCUGAAGCAACGCCAAGAAGAGAAGCUUCAGAAGGAAGCAGCUGCUGUGCCAUCUCCUGUUGAACAGGCAAUCAAGGAUAAAAGUCGAGCAUCAGGGAGUCCUGAAUCCAGUGUGGUUUCAGGGUCAGCUUAUCAGCUUCCAAAGAGGAUAUUGGUGAAAUCUCCGGGAGAUGGGGUUGAAAGCCCAGGAAAGGGUGCUGCCGUAUCACCAGGGAAACGGGCAGCUCAACUCCAGGAAUGGAAAGCUGAAACCAAAUGGAAGGUGUGCCUGAAGCCUUUGGAUGGGAAAGCCACCUUCCCCACAAAGCAGCCACUGAAACGUAAGGCAGCCGAGAGUCAUCCCUCUGCCGUGGCGGCUGUGAAGCCAUUGAGUGCCACUGGUGGCGACGGGAAGGAGCCUUCAGCUAAAAAAGCAGCUGCCAUUGUUCCGGCUUUGCCAGAGGACAGCCUCCUCUCCAUACGUGGGAGAGAAAAACCCCAAGCCAGUCCUGAACUGCACCUUGGAAGCCAGGCAGACUCUGUGGCACAGUCAGAGGUCACAAGCUCGACCUCAGCUUCCACACAAGUAGCGGUAAAGACACACCAGCUGAGCUCCACAGGGGCCUGGGAAGCCCCCUUCUCUGUAGAAGACGACUUUGAGAAGUUUCUUUGGGAAAUCUCAGGAGGCAAACUGGAAGACAUAAUUGACCCAGACCCAGAGAAGGAUGAGGAUGAGCUCCUCAUGGAACUUGCUGAAAUG
This is a messenger RNA of Harpia harpyja (harpy eagle), 2328 nucleotides long. Its product is annotated as zinc finger CCCH domain-containing protein 11A-like. The record is from RefSeq and is a predicted model, not a curated record. Gene Ontology annotation, molecular function: metal ion binding. The transcript has 15 exons. The annotation marks the transcript as partial. NCBI's taxonomy places the organism in Eukaryota, Metazoa, Chordata, Aves, Accipitriformes, Accipitridae.